Bolinopsis microptera is the source of this 1422-nucleotide messenger RNA. RefSeq names its product NAD(P)H-hydrate epimerase-like. The transcript has 4 exons. Lineage: Eukaryota; Metazoa; Ctenophora; Tentaculata; Lobata; Bolinopsidae. Gene Ontology annotation, cellular component: mitochondrion. The record is from RefSeq and is a predicted model, not a curated record. Bases 59 to 853 code for a protein of 264 amino acids. Gene Ontology annotation, molecular function: NAD(P)HX epimerase activity.
GACUCUUGAUUGGCCCUCAUUAAAGUGUUGUUCUAAUCUGAAAACUGCACUAGGAUGUAUGGUAUGGCAUAGGACGCAUGGUUUGUGCUUGCUCAUGGUUGCAGCUCUAGUAUCCCAUAUCUUGAGAACCAAUUACUGCUCAUUUAGUCAGUUAAUGUCAAGGAGUAUGAGCAACGUGACCUACCUAGGCCAGGAACAGGCCCAGAAUAUUGACAUAGAACUGUUUGAUGAUUACAAGUUUUCGAUCGAUCAGCUCAUGGAACUAGCAGGGCUAGCGGUUGCCAAAGCAGUGGAGAAAUCCUAUCCUAGUAGAGGGGAAGUAUUGGUAGUGUGUGGGCCAGGUAACAACGGAGGGGACGGGCUAGUAGCAGCACGACACCUCGCAUUGUUCAACUAUAAACCGACUGUUGUGUAUCCCAAACAACCCAGUAAACAUCCCUUUCCCUCUAUACUCCACCAGGUUAAAGCUAUGGGUGUGAUUGUCUCCUCCACUCUACCCUCUGAUUUGUCCCCUUAUACCUGUAUCGUGGACGCAGUGUUUGGGUUUAGCUUCAAGGGUGCUAACAACAUCCGAGCUCCGUUUGAUACUAUCAUUCCAGCUCUGGUCAAUACGAGUGUGCCUAUAGCCAGCGUAGACGUCCCUUCAGGUUGGGAGGUGGAACAAGGUUCCCCAGACAGCUCCUUAAUACAACCAGAUAUCCUGAUCUCCCUGACCGCUCCUAAACUAUGUGCUAAACACUUCAGAGGCAGACGCCACUGGUUGGGUGGCAGGUUUGUACCUCCCUCUCUCGCUCUCAAAUACUCUCUUAACCUCCCCGAGUACCCUGGAUCUGAUCAGAUUGUUCUCAUAUGAUAUUAUUAUAACCUAGAUUGAAGUGGUGUGGUGGAUAGUGCGAUGUUGAGUUCGUGGCAAGUGUCAGUGUCUAGGUUUUCUUUCAUGUUGUUUCUUUUUCUUCUUUAAAAAAAAUUAAAUUUUGUUGUUGCUAAAACUUAUUAGCCUAGUCAUCCCCUACUUCACCAGGAGUAAUAAGACUUCAGAUAUUGUGAGAAUGAAAAUCCGACAUGAUUAAAUGUAUACAUUUUUAUAUAUGUUGUAAAAAUUGAAAUUAUAAAACUUCUUAUCAAAAGCCUUCGUAUUUAAAAAACCCAGCAUUUUAAAAUAAUCAGAUUACCUUCUUCUGAGUCUACUUCCUGACAUUUUAUUUCACCGCGAAUCCUAUAACUAGCCUUAUCAUGACCCGCGAGGUAAUAUGUGUAAGAGCAAAUUGUAGUGUGUAUAUAUAUAUACACCUUGACUGCCUCAGGCAUGAAUAGAAUGCAUUUAAAUAAUUACAUUGAUUCUGAUUAUUAUCCUUAUGCUGCAACUUUGUUUCGCACUCAUUCAAUCAUACUCAGAUUUUUUCAUACUAUUCAGUUUCCCUA